GUCGCUGCGCCAUCGCAGGCCCUUGUCGAAGAACUUUGCGGGCAAUUAAGAUACACGUUCGUAGACUUACCGGAACUCGUAGAUUCAGAUGAGGAGCACAUGGAUGACGCAUCAGGACACGACCCACCACAACCCGCCAUCCUUCCACAACCCACAGCACUCUGGUCCCCACCACGCUUCCAACCAGCCACGCACCAGCCCCCGGGCGAACCUACACCCUACCACAACGACGCAGCACAGCACCCUUGCCAACAGGUCUUCCAGCAACACCAGCACCACGCCCUUCAGCCCCUAUUUCAACAUCAACAUCAACAUCAACAACCCUUGAAUUCUUCCCACCAGCAAGCCCACCAACAGCAAGUACCGGUACCGGUAGUCUCAUGCGACCACCAGCAGCAAGGCUUCACCGUACCGAUAGCCCCCGCCUGGUGGGCUGAGUCAGCAGCCCCGGCCGCAACACCCACAGCCGCCCCUACGCCCUCCAAUCCAGCCUCAACACCCACGGCGUCAUCAUACCCAGCGGCACCUGGCCAGCAGGCAGACUCCUUGCAUGCAGCGGCCCUUCCCGCGGGGGCGAUGUGGACGGCAGAGCACCAGCGGUUAGUGGCGCAGCAGACCAGGUUGGCGCCGCCGGUUGCGUAUGGGCAGCAUCAAGCGACGUGAGCCCACAUGGCAGCACGGAGCGGGCUUCCUGCACACCGGUACCUUAGCCCCAUGCAACUCGUGCGUGCAACGGGCCAGCAUAAACGGCGACCUGUGAUUUGGGUCCUGUAGGUUUGACAUCUAUAACUGCUCGUCUGCUACUUCAGUUCUGUGAAGAACGCAUUCCGGCAUUGCCUUACAAUGAAGGUUCUUGCUGGUAUGGCAAGUUGGAUGCUCCGUACCGGCGACCUCUACCUACAGCCAACUGCUGAGAAGGCGUGGCCGAUAUGCCAUGUGGGGCACGCCUGGUUGAAGCAUAUGUAUACGUAAUUCUCGAAUCGUACUGGGGCGCAUUUGACGAUGCCUGAGGACUAAGCUGUAUAGGGAAGGGCUUGAGGCACGGUGCCUACGGCGGGACGAGGGGGCUCAUAUGGGUUUUCAGCGAACUAUCCUUAUCUUUCAGGACAAGCAAAUGUAAUUUCAAGUUGUGUAUAAAUGUGCAAACUAUGUGCUCCGGCGGGCGACUUUUGACACCUCAGCUCCAUGUACCGCCUGUGCAAAUUGCACGGUCAUUUGCAUACAAACAGUACCAAACAGUCUUAUCUGGUUUACUAUCCAAAGUAAUUAUAAGAUUAAACACCAGUCCAGUUCUCCUUAUUACGUUCCUAUUCCGUCCCAACGGAACCUGACAAGCGAAGAGGCGCUCGUGCUGCACACGCCAUCCUUGCUAUAAACUUGUGUCUUUAAGGACCCCAACGACAUCAGCUAUGAAAGGCGGGCGGCAGCGGCAAAGCCAUCAUAGCUCUGCCCGGGGUACAGCAAAGACAGGCCGCACAGUUACGCUUAUCACUAACAAGUAUGGAGUGCGGCCACCUCAGAGCUGCGCGAUCGCUGCACAGCUUACAACAUCACCCGCAGAAUUCAGCGGGCGAACAGUAGGUGCUGCGUCCUGCUUACGUCCAACUUCUCCUCCAUGGCGCACGGUGGCGCCCCGCGGCAAAGAUGUAGUUGCAAAGUCGACAGAUUACGUAGCCUCGGCGAGCGAUGAGGGAGUGUUGCGCUUGCCUGGUCGCACAGAGCUCGAACCCCACAUGGUAACCAGCGUCUUCGGCUAUGCUCGUGACCUGCCGGAGAAGUACAGCUUGGGUCGGGUUAUCGGCGCCGGUAGCUUCGGUGUGGUGCGGGAGUGCAUGGAGCGGGCUACAGGACGCAUCGCCGCGGUGAAAACCAUUCCCAAAGUUCCCAAGAGGGGCCUACCCACGCCUCGGUACCUGCUCAAGUUGCGAACGGAGGUUGAGAUCAUGCAGCAGCUGGGUUUCAGUCUGGACGCGGUGAACCUGCGCGACGUGUUCGAGGACGACGACGCCAUCCACCUUGUGAUGGAGCUGUGCGAGGGGGGGGCGCUGCUGGAGAGGAUUGAGGCGCACAAGUACUCUGAGAAGUACAUCGCGCGCCUGACCCGCUCCAUCCUGCGCUUCAUCAGCCAGUGCCACGCCAAGGGCAUCAUCUACCGGGAUGUGAAGCCGGACAACUUCCUGUUUCUGCGCCACGACGACGAGUCGCCGCUCAAGGCAACCGACUUUGGGCUGUCCAUCCGCCACUGGCCGGAUGAGCCCAAGCUGACCUCGCGCUCAGGCACACCCGCCUACAUGGCUCCGGAGCUCGUACUUCAGUCGUACGACGAAAAGUGCGACAUCUGGUCCGUGGGCAUGUUGACGUACCAGCUGCUGACGGGUCGCUUCCCCUUCUGGGAGGACGUGCGCACGCAGACGCUGAGCGACGUGUGGAAGGCCAUCCUCACGCAGGACGUCAACUGGAACGCACCGGAGCUGAAGCAGCUCUCCCCCAGCGCCGUGGACCUGCUGCGGCGGCUGCUGCAGCGCGACCCCGGCCUGCGCCCCUCCGCCUUCGCGGCGCUGGAGCACCCCUGGCUGAGCGACGAGGGGCGCGCCAGGGACCUGCCGCUGCAGGGGAGCGUGGUGCAGCGCCUGCAGCGCUUCUCCACGUUCGGCCACCUGAAGCAGCUGGUGUUGCGCAUGAUCGUGGACGAGAUCCAGGACGAGGGCAAGCAGGGCAAGGCGCCAGCCAGCCGCACAGCCAGUGCGGCGCUGGGGAACCUGCAGGACCUGUUCAACGAGCUGGACACGGACGCCAGCGGCAGCAUCAGCCUGGAGGAGUUGAGUGCGGGUCUGCGGCGGCAGGGCUACGUGCUGGCUGACAACGAGAUCGAGAACCUCAUGCGCCGAGUGGACUUCGACCACAAUGGCACCGUGGACCUGUCGGAGUUCAUCACCACACUGCUGGACUGGGAGCAGAUGCAGGGGGACCAGGGCUGGCAGGUCUACCUGGACCACGCCUUCCGCAAACUCGACCACGACGGGGACGGCUACAUCUCCCUAGACGAGCUGCUGCACCAGCUGCCCCCCCUGCGGCCCGCGCCCUCCGGAGCAGCAGCAGCGGCCGUUGUCAGCGGUCCGGGCGCGUUGGCACAGGCGGUGGUGUCUGGCGCCGCCGCCGCGUUCGGGUUUGGCAGCCGGGGAUACGACGGGGACGCGGAACGGCUGGCGGAGGCGAAGCUAAUGCUUCGUGAGGCAGACACGAAUGGCGAUGGCAAGAUCAGUCGGGAGGAGUUCUUUGACCUGCUGCGGGAGAACCAUGCGCCCGACAGCCUGUCUUUCUACGACAACCGCCUGUCGUUGGACGGCCGUGGCAACACCACCGCCACAACAGCCAUCAUGAAGCAGGAGGGCCGCCCGGCGGCAGCCAAGCUGUGACCCACGUGGAGGCAGUUGGGGGUGAGACGUG
Messenger RNA from Astrephomene gubernaculifera, 3447 nucleotides. The record is from the annotation of a GenBank genome assembly. Lineage: Eukaryota; Viridiplantae; Chlorophyta; Chlorophyceae; Chlamydomonadales; Astrephomenaceae.